Molecule: messenger RNA, 2022 nt
Organism: Frieseomelitta varia
Lineage: Eukaryota; Metazoa; Arthropoda; Insecta; Hymenoptera; Apidae
Gene: wls
Product: protein wntless
Exons: 12
Coding region: 213-1850 (545 amino acids)
Biological process (GO): Wnt signaling pathway; intracellular protein transport; Wnt protein secretion
Cellular component (GO): organelle membrane; endomembrane system
Molecular function (GO): Wnt-protein binding
Source: RefSeq, a predicted model, not a curated record
UUUUCGCAAGAAUUUCUAUAAAUAUUGGUAUGUCAUAGCUUCCAUUUUGAAAAGAGAAGCUACUCGAAAAGCACGUUAAACUGCUCUUCACACACUUUCUGGAUAAACGCGUCUGCUUGAGCGUCUCUUUUAGUGACUUUACACUUUGAACAGGCAAUAUUACAAACGAGCACGGUAUAUAAUUGUAUUAAAAAAAAAAAAAAAAAAAGAAAAUGCAAGGGACAAUCAUAGAAAACUUAAGCGGUAGAAAGCUCUUGGUACUUGUAAUAUUACUUGUUAUCGCACAAAUAGUUUGUUUUUUAAUAGGCGGGCUUAUUGCUCCAACUCCAGCUAGCAGUCAAAAUAUACUUGGUACACCUUGUAAGGAUAUUCGUAUAAAUGGCUCUGAACCAGGAGGAAACAAAUGGUUUUAUUCAAGAGGAAAAGGGAAAUGUAAUUCUGUUGAUAUGAAUCGAUUUAGUUUUGACAGUCAUCAUCAGGCAUAUCAAGUUGUUUACACAUUUCAGAUGCCUGUACCUCGAAAUAGCAUGCAACUUGAUUAUUCUAGAUGGCAACAAAAUUUGAUAGGUGUUUUGCAAGUGGAUAUUGUUUAUCACAGUCAGAUAGAAAUUGCUCCUAGGACUAAGAUAACAUUGGAUGCAAGACUUGCUUACAGAAACAAAGGAGAUCCGGAUGAUGCUUGGAAACCAUAUGCAGCCUCUGUAGUAGAAAGAAUUCUGGAUUGUAGCAUUGAUGAUGCAAUGGAACAGUAUAAUUAUAAUUGUAGUGUGGUACCAUUAUUUGAACUUGGAUCUCUAUUUCAUGAUUAUUAUCUUCUAAACAUUCGUCUUCCUGCUGACACUGAUAGAAACAUUAAUCAGGGUUUGGGACACAUAACUGAUUUAUGGCUCACAGCUAUCAAUCAAAAUGGUGGAUUUACAAAAGUAUGGGUCAGUUUAAAAACUAUUUAUUUUCCAAUUGUCCUGUGUGUCCUUAUUUGGUACUGGAGGAGAGUACACAUGCUUUCCAGAUCACCAGCUCUUUUAGAAUAUUUACUUUUAGCAUUGGGCAUAGCUCUAUUAUUUUUAAAUUUGCCUCUGGAAUAUUUAACACUUGCUUAUGAUAUGCCAUUUAUGCUUCUAUUGGGUGAUAUUAGACAAGGAGUGUUCUAUGCAAUUCUUUUAUCUUUUUGGCUUGUGUUUGCUGGAGAACAUCUUAUGAUACAGGAAGGUGAACAGAGAAAUUCUCUAAAAUGUUACUGGCGUCACCUUUCUGCAGUAGGAAUUGGAUGCCUAUCAUUAUUUGUAUUUGAUAUGUGUGAACGUGGAGUCCAAUUACGAAAUCCAUUCUAUUCAAUUUGGGUUACAGAUCUUGGGACUAAAUUUGCUUUAUCGUUUAUAAUUUUGGCCGGAGUAUCUGCUGGCGUGUAUUUAAUAUUUUUGGCUUAUAUGAUCUGGAAAGUAUUUAUGAAUAUUAGUGCAAAACGAGCUGCAUUACCUAGUAUGAGCUCGGCACGACGUUUACACUAUGAAGGUGUGAUAUAUCGAUUCAAAUUUUUGAUGAUCGCUACACUUUUAUGUGCAUCUUUAACAGUCGUUGGAUUUAUUCUUGGUCAGGUCGCGGAAGGGCAAUGGAAAUGGGAUGAAGAAUUACAUUUGGAAAUGACAUCAGCAUUUUUCACUGGUGUAUACGGAAUGUGGAAUAUUUACAUCAUAGCAUUAUUGUGUUUAUACGCACCAUCGCACAAACAGUGGCCUAUUGAACCAUCCGAAAAUAGUAUUAGCGAAGAAAUUGAAUUUUCACGUUUAUCUACUGAUCCUAACGAAAUGUUAUCUUUGACAGCAUUCGCACGAAAAGCAGCAGUAGAAUAAGUAGUACACAUUUUUUAUACAAAAUAGAGCAGUGAACACAAUUGACCAGUCAACACAAUUUUGUACUUAAACAUAGCCUUGGAAAGCUAUAAAUUACUUAAGGAAUUAAGGAUUUCUGAUAUUUAUAGAGAAUGCAAGGACUGAUAAUACAAGUAAUCUUUUGAUGCCAAAA